This is a messenger RNA of Hypoxylon trugodes, 1204 nucleotides long. RefSeq lists its product as uncharacterized. The record is from RefSeq and is a predicted model, not a curated record. NCBI's taxonomy places the organism in Eukaryota, Fungi, Ascomycota, Sordariomycetes, Xylariales, Hypoxylaceae. Bases 323 to 967 code for a protein of 214 amino acids. The transcript has a single exon.
GCAGGCUACGGGUAAGUCAAGGAUGAUGUAUAUUGAUCUUCCCGUACGAGAAGCGCGGGCUAAAACUGCGACCCUAUGAGAAAUUCCUUACGUGUUACUAGUGUUAUGCAUAGAUGUCCUCCAAGGUUAGGAAAGGGGAUCACCGGAACCGCCAGGCGAAGAGAUACUGGCAUUAGCUGCAUGCAUGAUGAAUAUGCGGUCAGGAAGCAUGACAAGGGGAAGUAAUUCCAUUUGGAAAUGAGAAAAAAAAUCUUCAAAAAACUGCACUUUACUGCUUACUCAUCUCGUCAUUAUCCUGUAGAAUCGCCAACGAACCAAUGACAUGCGAUACCGAGAACUACUACCCCUGGCAAGUCGUAGUCAGUAUUUCCUCUACGUGUCAUAUCUCCUCUCUCGAAGCUACCCUAUGCAAGUGUACGGGAGAACCAAUGUCGCACUGCAGCUAACAAUCCCGGCCCAUGGUCCUGGGACGAGUGUUACCCAGUUGUUGGGUUUUGGAGACCUAUGUGAAAGGGGUUCAUCUCCUCUUCGCCCGAAGUCCUGGUAUUUAGAAUGCGUAGCAUUACAUUUUCUCUGCAAAUCUCGACCUUAUUUGGUACAAACUGACAAAUCCACUACGUCUCAUUUCGUUCCUUUUUUUAAGAACCAUGUCUGGGUGACAACGAAGGUGCAUGAAGGCAAUGCUGGCGCUUCAGCAAUUUCUAUUAUCAGUAAUGGUUACCUCCUUCGCGAGACAAGUUCAUGCAUGAUGCCAAUGCUAUCGAAUGCAACUGUUCAUAUGCAUGGGAGAAACACUCCAUUGGUAUCGCUGAAGAAAAAGGUGUUUCUCUGCCUCACGUCGUUGUUCAAAAAGGGUAACCGUGGUGUCACCGCUCUUUGCACCAUCUCUGUAGUCAGGGAUCGUAAGAUACUAACACGCUGUAGCCCUGCCACAUCCAGAUUAUUGGGUUGCUGCUGUCCCAGCUGAAUGGUCGCACCCCACAACUCGUGCAUAUCCGUCCCUUGCCGAAACCUAUCAUUGGGUACCAGUCCCUGUUCUUGGUAGCAAUAUCUGAAUUGCGACUAGGAUUCCUGAGCCGAGCGUGACCGACAGAAUGGGUCAUACCCUUACCUUCGUCCCGUCCCUUGUUCCCAUUUCUUUUUAAUUUUCGUUCGCGUACCUAUUCGGAAGUUGGUUCGAACAUAGUUACCCGGGCCUCCGGGU